UUCCCCGACAUGCACAAGCAGUGUUUUAGAGGUUAGAAAACCCCUUCUUUCCAUCACUCUUUCAAAAAUUACCUAGAGAAGAAGGGAGAAUCUGCAGAAUACCCCCGAGGAGCCUACGGAAUUAAGCCAAGGAGGGUGAAAAUGGAGUCCUGCCAACCAGCUACGACACAGGUGCCACAACAGGCGCAGCCACAGAUUCAAAUAUACGGUAGCUCAAAUGGUGAAAUUUCCCCAUUCUGGAGAGAGAAGUAUGAAAGAGAUGCAAAGAAGUACUGGGAUAUAUUCUACAAACGCCAUCAAGAUAAAUUCUUUAAGGACCGGCAUUACUUGGACAAGGAAUGGGGACAUUACUUUUCUGGUGCUGGAAGAAAAGUCAUUCUGGAGGUUGGCUGUGGGGUGGGGAACACUAUCUUUCCUUUGGUUGCAAGAUAUCCAGAUAUAUUUAUCCAUGCCUGUGAUUUUUCACCACGUGCUGUGAACUUGGUCAAGAAGCAUAAGGAGUUCAAUGAGGGCCAAAUAAAUGCUUUUGUGUGUGACCUAACUGUUGAUGACCUGAGUGAACAGAUUCCUCCAUCUUCAGUUGAUGCUGUUACCAUGAUAUUUGUAUUAUCUGCAGUCUCCCCGGAAAAGAUGUCCAUAGUAUUACAAAAUAUCAGAAAAGUUCUCAAGCCAAGUGGUUGCGUGUUGUUUCGUGACUAUGCAACGGGUGACCUUGCUCAGGAAAGAUUCUCUUGCAAAGAACAGAAGAUCAGUGAGAACUUCUAUGCUAGGGGUGAUGGCACUAGGGCUUUCUACUUCUCUGACGAGUAUCUGACAAAAUUAUUCAGCGAAAAUGGAUUUCAUACUGAAGAACAUCUAUUAUGCUGCAAACAAGUAGAAAACCGAUCAAGAGAUAUAGUAAUGAACCGGCGUUGGGUCCAAGCUGUAUUUCGCAUGAAUGGGGAUGAUGAUGACAAUUUAAGCUGUGUUGAAACAGAGCAGGUAAAACCUCAGGUCAAAGAUCUUAUCCCGAAAAUUGCUACAAAUGGACUGGAAGUUGACAUCUCUGAUGGAUUGGCUUGUGAAAUGUUUGGCAUAGAAUCUUCUAGCGAAGAGAUUAUUGAGGUCAUUAUAAGAGAUCACAUGUUCAAGAUAAAAGUGCUUUCCAGGGAGCACCAACAUACCUGCAAAUCAACUGGGCUGAUGCUAUGGGAAUCAGCUAGGCUCAUGGCUUCUGUCCUUGCUGCAAAUGCAACAAUUGUUGCAGGAAAAAGGGUCUUAGAACUUGGGUGUGGCUGUGGGGGAAUCUGCUCAAUGCUGGCCACUGGAUCUGCUGAUCUCGUGGUUGCCACUGAUGGAGAUGCAAAAGCACUCGAAUUGUUGACUCAAAAUGUUGCUUCAAAUCUCAAAGCAUCGUCUUCUGGCAGGUUAAUAACGAAAAGACUGGAGUGGGGAAAUGAAGAUGAUAUAGAAAGCGUCAAGGAGCUGAAUGGCAAGGGAUUUGAUGUUAUCAUAGGCACUGAUGUUACCUAUGUCCGUGAAGCUAUAUCACCCUUGUUUCAAACAGCGAAGGAGUUGAUUGCAGCCAGCCAGGAGAACGAAGAGGAUAGAAGGCCUGCUUUAAUUCUGUGUCAUCUUCCUCGCAGAGUUGAUGAACCAUGUAUUCUUGCAGCAGCUUCUGAGUAUGGUUUCAAGCUAGUUGAUAGGUUGCCUAAGCAAAACGCAAGAAGCUCACCUCAGAGCAUUAUUAGCUCUUGGUUCCACGAAGACGGAUAUGAAGACUAUUUUCCCACUAAAGCUCUCAGUAUUAUGUACUUCACGACAUAAUGGACAUCAGAAAAUUGCCCAAUAGAGAUUUGGAGGAAGGAGUGUUUCCAUGGAUGAUGGUAGUUUUGUUCAUGUUACGACUAUGCCCUUGAUAGGAAAAGAAUAUCAAAAUUUUCAGAAUAUUAACCAUCUUGUGGAAAUCCGUCCUCUUGCCGUGGUAGGCAUUGCUAAUGUGGUUAAAAUUAUAAGAAUCUGAAUAUAUUGUGGUGACA
Messenger RNA from Coffea arabica (coffee), 2018 nucleotides. RefSeq lists its product as uncharacterized. NCBI's taxonomy places the organism in Eukaryota, Viridiplantae, Streptophyta, Magnoliopsida, Gentianales, Rubiaceae. The record is from RefSeq and is a predicted model, not a curated record.